This is a messenger RNA of Nematolebias whitei (Rio pearlfish), 1674 nucleotides long. Its product is annotated as sphingosine kinase 1. The record is from RefSeq and is a predicted model, not a curated record. The transcript is spliced from 5 exons. Gene Ontology annotation, cellular component: intracellular membrane-bounded organelle; cytoplasm; membrane. Lineage: Eukaryota; Metazoa; Chordata; Actinopteri; Cyprinodontiformes; Rivulidae. Bases 69 to 1532 code for a protein of 487 amino acids. Gene Ontology annotation, biological process: negative regulation of apoptotic process; sphingosine biosynthetic process; cellular response to growth factor stimulus.
GCGCUGAUGUGACAGAGUGACUGCAGCUUGUCCCGGACCCGGCCUCCCAACUUCGGCAUCCGCUCAGGAUGGAUCCGAGACGAGCUGAACCCGCACUAAGACCCGAGCCCGGUCCGGUCACGCUGUACGGGGAAUUCACGCUUGUCAGUAACCGAAAAGUCAGGUGUUCCGUGAAGCUGACGGAGAGGGACCUGGUGGUCCAGAGGCUGACGGCGGCACCUGUCGGGUGGAACAAGGUGGUUCUGAGUCUGAGCGACUGUGUCGGCUGCCGGGCUUACCGGGGCCACGACAACAAGGCGGACGGCUCGUCGUACUUCGCAGCCUACUUCUACCCGCUGAAGCGCCGCUGGUGCUCCGGAGCGUCGCGGCAGAGAGUGGAGCAGUGCUUCCAGCUGUCCGCGCUGCAGGAGCCGCACGCGAACCUGGAGGAGGCGGAGAAGUGGGCUCGCGCCGUUCGACAGCGCUCUGCCCGGCAACACGCGCUUAGAGACGGGGUGUUGCUGCACAGUUUGUCUCGUCCGUGCCGGAUGCUGCUGCUCGUGAACCCACAGAGCGGGAAAGGACAGGCGCUGACGCUGUACAAGAACCACAUCCAGCGAAUGCUCAAUGACGCUGGUGUCAUGCACUCUCUGAUCAUCACUGAGAGGAAGGAUCACGCCCGGGAGCAUGUGAAGGAAGCUAACCUUUCACUGUGGGACGCUAUAGUCAUCAUGUCAGGAGACGGACUUCUGUUUGAGGUGAUCAAUGGGCUGCUGGAGCGUUCGGACUGUGAGGAGGCCAUCCAGACCCCCCUGGGUAUCCUUCCUAGUGGUUCGGGCAACGCCUUGGCUGCAUCCAUUCAUUACUACUCAGGGGACCCCCCCGUGUCCAGCGAGGAGCUCCUGGUGAGCUGUGGUCUCCUGCUCUGUAAAGGUCUGGUGUCCCGCAUGGACCUGGUCUCCAUCCACCUGUCCUCCGGCCCUCGUCUCUUCUCCUUCCUGUCUCUGGCCUGGGGCUUUGUGGCGGACGUUGAUGUCGAGAGUGAGAAGUACCGGCACCUCGGAGCAGCCCGGUUCACCGUGGGCACCCUGGUGAGGCUGGCUUCUCUCAGAGUCUAUAGGGGGAAGCUGGCUUACCUGCCCGCCACCGGAGACUCCUCUGACCUCCAGCUGCCACCUCUGGACCAGCCAGUCCCAGGUGACUGGGUGGUGGUCCCAGAGGAAGACUUCAUCCUCGUGUUGGCCAUGUAUCAGUCCCAUCUGGCAGAAGACCUUCUGGCAGCGCCGGACGCCCGGUUGGAUGACGGCACCAUUCAUCUCAUGUACGUCAAGGCUGGAAUAUCUCGCACCGCGCUGCUUAGGCUGUUCCUAGCCAUGGAGAAGGGCACACAUCUGGAUACAAACUGCCAACAUCUGGUGCACAGUAAGGUGCGAGCGCUCAGGCUGGAGCCUACAUCGCCCGAAGGGAUAAUCACCGUGGACGGGGAGGUGGUGGAGUACGGGCCGGUGCAGGCGGAGGUGCAGAGAGGCCGGUCGAGGAUGAUCAGCGGAUGAUCGCUGCUGUUUAAUGAACUCGUUGUCUCAUGUGAACUCUGACAUCUGCAUCUGUAAAACACAGGAUGGGGAACUCCUUCAUCGCUCCUCUGCCCAAAGAAAACCGUUUCAUCUGAAGAUGCUGAGAUGUUGGAGGUGACUG